AUGCCUGAAUCACCACCUCCAUCUGCUCCCGAGGAAGAUGGAUUGAUGAUGAAGUUGAUUGUUGAUUUGCCACCUUCAUAUGAUGAAGUCAUCUCCACAACCAGGAACGCUGAUAAUGAAGGAAUAAGACCUGAACCUCCAUCAAGACAUCGUCAUCAGUCAUCUCCUGGAAGCGAGACAAAUAAUAAUAUGAUUUUGCAAGCAAACUUGGUUGAGAGAUUAGUAAAAAAAGAUUCCAAAACUAUAAAAAGGCCAAUAAAUAAUUCAACUUUUAAAUAUUCAUCAUUGUCACCAUCUUCUUCUCAUUCCAAUAUUGAAUUACCUAUUCUACCAGCAAAAAAUGGAAAACCAAAUAGAAAAAAGUGUGUUUUUUCAAGGAGAAGUUACACACCAGUGCUAUUCGAUUAUGAUAUAACAAAAAAAGAUUAUAAACAUUUUAUUAGAGGAAUGAAUUUGAUAAUAAAAUUAGGAUUAAAGAGACUUACAAUAUCAGAAUCAAUUUGUCAUGAUCUUAAGAACAGUAGUAAUAAUAGUAGUGCUAGAGAGGAACAUAUCGAGAAAAUUACAGGGUAUAUUACAGAGUAUAUUGGUGUUUGGAAUAAAGACUUUUUUGAACCUAGAAAAAUCAAGAUUAAUCUUCGUGAAGAAAAAAAAGAAAAUUCUAUUGGGUAUUCUUUUAUAAUUAAAAGCAUUUAA
This is a messenger RNA of Entrophospora candida, 696 nucleotides long. The record is from the annotation of a GenBank genome assembly. Lineage: Eukaryota; Fungi; Glomeromycota; Glomeromycetes; Entrophosporales; Entrophosporaceae.